AGGCGGAAGUGUGGUUUGGCUUCCGGAGGGCAUGGGAAGGGGAGGCGGGCACAACUCGUGUUGCGCAGGCGGGAAAGUGUCUGUGGUGAAGACGGACUUGGUCUCUAGAUCUCUGGACUUCUGACAACUUGCGUUAUCAGUAAAUAUGUCGAAUUCAAGAAAGGAUUAAUAUAUCUUGCCUGAUUCUCUCCAGAAAGCUUUCCUUCCAGAACUACACAUCUUGGUGUGACUCUAAACCCAUUUGUAGUGGGGGCGGGGGAGGGAGAGAACAACCACCAUGGCAGAUACAUUGGAAUUCAAUGAAAUAUACCAGGAGGUGAAGGGAUCUAUGAAUGAUGGCCGCCUACGGCUAAAUCGCCAGGGUGUGAUUUUUAAGAACAGCAAAACUGGAAAAGUUGACAACAUCCAGGCCUCAGAACUGGCAGAGGGGAUCUGGCGCAGAGUAGCACUGGGCCAUGGUCUCAAACUACUUACGAAGGGUGGCCAUGUCUACAAGUAUGAUGGAUUCAGGGAGACGGAAUUUGAUAAACUUGCAGAUUUUUUCAAGACCCACUUUCAUUUGGAGCUUGCUGAAAAAGAUUUGUGUGUGAAGGGAUGGAACUGGGGCACAGUAAAAUUUGGAGGACAACUCCUCUCUUUUGAUAUUGGAGAGCAGCCGGUUUUUGAGCUCCCGCUCAGUAAUGUGUCCCAAUGCACAACUGGUAAGAAUGAGGUGACACUAGAGUUCCACCAAAAUGAUGAUGCUGAGGUGUCACUCAUGGAAGUGCGUUUUUACGUACCCCCUACUCAGGAGGAUGGCGUGGACCCCGUGGAGGCAUUUGCACAAAAUGUGCUCUCCAAGGCAGAUGUCAUCCAGGCUACAGGCGAUGCCAUCUGCAUAUUCCGAGAACUGCAGUGCUUGACGCCUCGUGGUCGCUAUGAUAUCCGCAUAUACCCCACCUUCCUGCACCUCCACGGCAAGACAUUUGACUACAAGAUCCCCUAUACUACUGUUCUCAGGCUUUUCUUGCUGCCCCAUAAAGACCAACGCCAGAUGUUCUUUGUGAUCAGCUUAGACCCCCCUAUAAAGCAAGGCCAAACUCGCUACCACUUUCUUAUCCUACUCUUCUCCAAGGAUGAGGACAUCUCCUUGACUCUCAACAUGAAUGAGGAUGAGGUAGAGAAGCGCUUUGAGGGAAGACUUACCAAGAAUAUGUCUGGGUCCCUAUAUGAGAUGGUCAGUCGUGUCAUGAAAGCCCUUGUCAACCGCAAGAUCACUGUGCCCGGCAACUUCCAAGGGCAUUCUGGAGCACAGUGUAUCACUUGUUCCUACAAGGCCAGCUCAGGGCUGCUCUAUCCCUUGGAACGUGGCUUUAUCUAUGUGCAUAAGCCGCCAGUUCACAUUCGCUUUGAUGAGAUUUCAUUUGUCAACUUUGCUCGUGGGACCACAACCACACGUUCCUUUGACUUUGAGAUAGAAACGAAACAGGGAACACAAUACACUUUCAGCAGCAUAGAGAGAGAAGAAUAUGGCAAGCUGUUUGACUUUGUGAAUGCCAAGAAGCUGAACAUCAAGAACCGAGGACUGAAGGAGGGCAUGAAGAAUAUGCCCUAUGAUGAAUAUGCCGGUUCGGAUGAAGACACACAUGAUGCCUACUUGGAGCGCAUGAAGGAAGAAGGAAAGAUUCGUGAGGAACAUGCAAAUGACAGUAGUGAGGACUCUGGAGAAGAGACAGAUGAAUCAUUCAAUCCUGUAGAGGAAGAAGAGGAUGUGGCAGAAGAGUUUGACAGCAAUGCCUCAGCCAGCUCAUCUAGCAAUGAGGGAGACAGUGAUGAGAAGAAGAAACCUGCCAAAAAAGCCAAAAUUGUCAAAGAACGCAAACCCCGAAAGAAGCAAACUGAGGGUAAGAAAAUGAAAGAUCCCAAUGCCCCCAAGAGACCGUUAUCUGCCUACAUGCUGUGGCUCAAUGCUAAUCGUGACAAGAUCAGGUCAGAGAGUCCUGGCAUGAGUGUUACUGAUGUGUCCAAGAAGGCUGGAGAACUCUGGAAAGCCAUGACAAAAGAGAAGAAGGAGGAAUGGGAUCGUAAAGCUGAAGAUGCCAAGAAGGACUAUGAGAAAGCCAUGAAGGACUACAAUGAAGGAGGAAAGUCUGAAAGCUCCAAGAAGGAAAAGCCCAAGAAGAAAAAGAAGCCAGAGAAGCCUGGAAAAGGCAAACCAGAGAAGAAGGCAGCGGUGUCUUCAAAAUCAGUUCCCAGCAAGAGCCCUUCUAAGCAGCUAAGCGAGAGCUUCAAGAGCAAGGAGUUUGUGUCCAGUGAUGAAAGUUCCUCAGGCGACGACAAGAAGGAGGACUCAGAUGAAGAGGAGAUUGCCAGCACUCCACCAAGCUCAGCAGAGUCUGCUUCUGGCUCUGAUUAGCAAGAUACACUUUCAAAGCCACCUGGCUUCCCUAUCCUUCUUACAGGGAAUGUGCUUGCUAUAUUGCUGAGGUGAAACCAACUAGAUGCUGUUUCACCCAGACAAAUAGGCUGGAAAGCUGCUGCCAUUCAGAGUACCUGGCAUUUUUCCUGUCCUCGUACUGAAGGUUGCAGUCAGGGCGAGUUAUUACAUCCGGAGAGGGAGGAAGCUACUGAAGGAGAAAGCCAACCACCCUUUCUUUCUGCCUCUAUGUUGUUGUAGAUGCCCUGUAUCCUAUUAGAUGGCAGUCUCAGUGGCACAUGGCACACAGCUGGAAGCUAGGACACUGUGCUGCUUCCCCAGUCAGAUUCAGAUGGUGUUUUUUUCUGUUUUUCUUUUCUUUUAUUAAUUCUCUUUGUAUUUCUGAUUUAUUGUGGCUAACUGAUUUAAUAAAAAUCAAGUGAAUUUGA
This is a messenger RNA of Anolis sagrei ordinatus, 2844 nucleotides long. It is a transcript of the gene SSRP1, whose product is annotated as structure specific recognition protein 1. Gene Ontology annotation, cellular component: FACT complex; nucleus. Lineage: Eukaryota; Metazoa; Chordata; Lepidosauria; Squamata; Anolidae. The record is from RefSeq and is a predicted model, not a curated record. Gene Ontology annotation, molecular function: nucleosome binding; DNA binding; histone binding. Gene Ontology annotation, biological process: regulation of chromatin organization.